Patella vulgata (common limpet) is the source of this 2144-nucleotide messenger RNA. RefSeq names its product gamma-glutamyl hydrolase A-like. Gene Ontology annotation, cellular component: vacuole. The transcript has 9 exons. The record is from RefSeq and is a predicted model, not a curated record. Bases 384 to 1379 code for a protein of 331 amino acids. Gene Ontology annotation, molecular function: gamma-glutamyl-peptidase activity. NCBI's taxonomy places the organism in Eukaryota, Metazoa, Mollusca, Gastropoda, Patellidae. Gene Ontology annotation, biological process: tetrahydrofolylpolyglutamate metabolic process.
UCAUAGUCACAAGCUUAAAUCAUUAGACUGAAUUCAAAGGCCAUAAAUACAGCUGGAAAUAAGUUACGAUUGGUCUAUGUAUUCAAAUUAAUUGUAUCCAGGCGUUAAUCAACACAUAUUCAUGUUCAACAGAUGCUGUCACGUGGAGUGUAUGUGAUUUCACACGACCAUCUUCGAAUUAUUACACUAAUCGUAAAAUUGAAAAGUUAGGAGCGUGUGCUACAUAAACUGUAAUGUGUUUGAUAAUUGCAAUCGGAUUUGUGAGGAAUGUUGUGUAGCGUUUAUCAUCAAAUAUCACCUUAAUGUGGUCGGUUAAUAUCCUCUUCCACAAUAAAUAAAUAUAAUCAAGCACAUCGUAAUCAUAAAAGACAGCUGGACUUGAAAUGGCUGGUUUUGGAUGUCGCCUCAAGCAUUUGAUCUUUGUUGUGAUAUUUAGUUGCACUUUACUUUUUGGAGAAAGUAUGCUUAAUCAUCGACCCGUUAUAGGAAUUUUAACUCAGAAGGUUUCCCAGGAGUUUUCCGAAUACGGUGAUACAUAUAUUCUUGCGAGUUAUGUAAAAUAUUUGGAAGAAUCGGGCGCACGAGCUGUUCCUAUACGAGCUGGUCAAUCGGAAUCUUAUUAUGAGAAGAUAUUUUCACAAAUAAACGGAGUUUUAUUUCCCGGUGGUGAUGUUGAUCUGGGCACAAGUUAUUAUGCUCACAGUGGAAGAUAUAUCUACGAUCUAGCAAAAAAGGCCAAUGAUGCUGGUGAUCAUUUUCCUUUAUGGGGAACUUGUCAAGGCUUUCAACUUCUCAAUAAUUUAACUGCCUGUGAAAAUUUGCUAACACCAACUGAUAGUGAAAAUUUGGCUUUACCGUUAAAUAUAACUACGGAAAAUGUCGGUGCCAGUCGACUAUUCGGUAAAAUGUCAGCCUACAUCUAUAAUAUUUUAGAAAAUAGACCAGUAACUUAUAACCAUCACCAUCUAAGUAUAAAAACAGAUACGUUUUACAAUACCGCGUCUCUAAAAUCUUUCUACCGAGUACUGUCGACAAAUGUAGAUAGAAAAGGCGUAGAAUUUAUUUCAACUUUUGAAGCUUUCAAGUAUCCAUUUUAUGGAACACAGUGGCACCCUGAAAAAAACAAUUUUGAAUGGAAUCCUAAGCUUUUUAUCGACCAUAGUGACCUGGCUAUAGAUGUUGCUCAAUACUUUUCUAACUACUUUGUCAACGAAGCGCGAUUUAGUAACCACAAGUUCUUAAACAAUAAUACUGAAAUCCAUUCCAUGAUUGACAACUAUAAACGAACCUAUUUAACAGAUGGAACAUUUGAUGUCAUUUAUUUUUUUAAUCUUAACGGAACUGAUCCAUUUGAAAAACCGCUCAUCAUUCCUUUAUAAUUUCUUACGUUUAGAGCCUAUGAUAAUUUUUAUAUUAUACUCAUCAACUUGUUCAUCUUAAUUUGUUUUCAUAAACGCUAUAUUAAUGACGGUAUCUAAAUGCGUAUUAUUAAUUUUGUUGUUUUUUUAUUAUUUUAAUAUUAUGUAAUUUUCAUUUUGUUUUCAUUUUAUUGAGCAACUGCUAAUAAAUGCUCUAUGUAUAUAAUGGAUUGUAACCAAAUGUUCAUCAUCAAUUUUUGUUGUUAUUGAUUAUGUAAAUUUAUGUAUUUUCUGGGAUAAUAUUGUUGUAUAUACCACUGUGUAUUAACAAUUUAGACCAGGUCGUUAUGACUCCUUGUACGACUGUCGGUAGGGAUAUUAGGAUUUCGCUCUAUUCCGCUAAACUUACUUUCCCUGCUAAUGGUCAUGUGCCAAGAUGGACUACUAUGUCCGUAUAUCGGACUAUAGUAACGAUUUCAUAGAGUGGCUAAAAUAUUAUUGGAAUGAUACUAUUGGAACAAAGACUGGGCAUGUAAUAUAAGAAGUUUUGAGUGUCGACCAAUGCCGAUCUACGCGGCACUAUUUGAUCAAGCUGCAGAAGAUUUAUACCCUUGUGUCAGAAUAGAUUUAUCAACCUGUUAAAUAAAUGAUUGUAUAUGAAUGUUUUUCCUUGUUCCAUAUUUUGUAUGUCUUUAUUGUACUAUGGUUGUCAUUCUUUGCUUGAUAAAGACGAGAGAACGCUCGCCAAAACGUCGCGAAAAUAAAUCCUUCAAGUAAUUAACUUUC